AAUGUGUCUCCUGUUGCUCUCCUAUGUUCUUUUUCCUUUUUUUUCCUCCCUUCAUUUUAUAGCGAGAAGAACAACGCUUUAGAGACUCAAGAAUAAAUUCCCAUUUUUGACCUGUUAUCUUUCACGAAGUUUGCAAAGGUGAUCUUUAGUAGCCAUGGCCCGUACCAAGCAGACCGCCCGUAAGUCCACUGGAGGCAAAGCCCCCCGUAAGCAGCUGGCCACAAAGGCUGCCCGUAAGAGCGCCCCCUCCACCGGUGGAGUCAAGAAGCCCCAUCGUUACAGGCCCGGUACCGUGGCUCUGCGUGAGAUCCGUCGUUACCAGAAGUCCACUGAGCUGCUGAUCCGCAAGCUGCCCUUCCAGCGUCUGGUGAGAGAAAUCGCCCAGGACUUCAAGACCGAUCUGCGUUUCCAGAGUGCUGCCAUCGGAGCUCUGCAGGAGGCCAGCGAGGCCUACCUGGUGGGUCUGUUUGAGGACACCAAUCUGUGCGCCAUCCACGCCAAACGUGUCACCAUCAUGCCCAAAGACAUCCAGCUGGCACGUCGUAUCCGCGGGGAGCGCGCUUAAAAUGUUUCCUGGUUUGUUAUAUGCUGUCCUCUUGUCCCCUGUCACCACUCUUUUCCUCCCUCUAUACUUAGUUGGUAGUUUGGUUUGAGGUCCUAUAUAUAUAUAUCAUAUGAUUGUGAUAACCGUAAAAUGUGUGAUCAUGUCUUCUUUGGUGCUACUAGUAGCCGAGUUUCCUUCAAGAUAUCUUCACUCCUCACUUCUAACUAGCUAGCUCACAUCAAUGUUUGUUAUCUCCAUGCAUCGGGUGUUUUGUCAAUGCAAGAAUAGUUUGCGAUAUCAAAUGUGCACAGGAAAUCUCAUUAAGGCUAAGACAUCUUCAUCUUCACACAGACAUUUAAAUUGAUAUAAUGGGCUUUUCUUUACUUUAAAUAGAGAUGUGUGGUCAAAGUAGUGAUUCUUCUUUCUUUUUUACAACAAUGGUGUAUUUCUACUGUUAGUGUUUAAUGUAUCAAAAAACUAUAGUUUGAUUCUGGUUGUCAAUUAGAAAACGUCAUUGUGCUAUGAUGACACUGCAUUUUUGGCAGAAUGCAAGCGGCGUAUAUGUAGCAGACCUAUGGUGAUCAUACUUUGAUUUUCAGCCACGUUAUUAUGUCCAGGUAAUGUUUUGACUUGUUGUUCCUCUCUCAGGUUGAUAUAACCUAUUUUUUUUUUCUACUGUGUUUUUGAUUUAUGUUUUCAGGCAUUUUUAAGAGCAAAAUAUUUGUACUCUGGAAUUCACAUACAAACAUAAUAAACAGAUUUGUGUGGUUAAUAAA
This is a messenger RNA of Trematomus bernacchii (emerald rockcod), 1320 nucleotides long. Its product is annotated as histone H3.3A. NCBI's taxonomy places the organism in Eukaryota, Metazoa, Chordata, Actinopteri, Perciformes, Nototheniidae. Gene Ontology annotation, molecular function: DNA binding; protein heterodimerization activity; structural constituent of chromatin. The transcript is spliced from 4 exons. Bases 155 to 565 code for a protein of 136 amino acids. The record is from RefSeq and is a predicted model, not a curated record. Gene Ontology annotation, cellular component: nucleosome.